AUGUUGUCGCUCUUUGUGGCAGGCCUCUUGCUGGGGUCGUGCAGUCAAGCAGUCGCACAGGACCUCACAAGUGCGCAAAUAUCCAUUGUCAGCGAGCGACUGGCCCAGGGUGCAGUGCACAGUUGGGAGUUCGGAACGCGUGCCGAGGCUCUCCUGGAACUCAACGCGCCGACAUACUCUGUCGUAUCGUUCAACCCCGUCCCACCUCCCCAGAGCAUUCCAUCCAAUUUAACCGAUGCGCUUGGCGAAGUGUUCGCGAUUGCGCGCGGCAUCGUUGCCGGCCGGAACUUGUCCAAUGGAAAUAUCACUGGCCCCCAGCCCCUGAUCAAUGAUUCGAGCGCAGGGGAUCCAGCAAGUAUCGGAGUCUCCGUGUUACUUGCGAACUGGACGGGUCAGGGGGCAGCAGAUGGACUAGACUACGCAGGAGCUGCGCGGGACCAGCUCGACUAUCUGUUCCAAAACGUAUCUAAGACAAGCGAUGGUGCCAUUUCUCACAGAGUGGACCAAUUGCAGCUUUGGAGUGAUUCUGUUUACAUGGUUCCUCCAUUUUUAGCAUAUUAUGGGGUUCUGACGCAAAACCAGACCCUUCUGAACGAGUCCUAUACCCAGAUAAGCCUGUACCGCAAAUAUCUUCGAGACACAACGGCCAAUAAUCUAUGGAAGCACAUACAACUUGGUCAGACAGGAAAUGAUGACGGGCACUGGUCGACAGGCAAUGCAUGGGCAGCAGCAGGCAUGAUACGGGUCCUUGGGACUAUUCAACGCUCUCAGUAUGCAGAUUCGUUCAAAAGUCAACAAAAUGACCUUGCCAAUUGGGUGCACGAGAUUCACGGAGCAAUGUAUCCCCACAUCAACUCCAACGGAUUGUUCUAUAAUUACGCAGAUAAUAGUACCACGUUUUAUGAUUCUUCAUCAGCCGCGUUAAUGGCUAGCACGGUCUAUCGCUUGUCCCUCCUUUGCAACAUCCACACAUACCUCUCCCUCGCCGAACAAUCUCGCAAAGCACUUUCAGCUCCCGCUGGCACUAUCAUUUCCGUCACCAAUACCUCGACGACGCCAGUGCCAAGCACAACAUCCACCGCACCUCCCGCAACGAAUACAAGCACCCCUGGCUUGCUCCACAUCACGCCGGACGGAUGGCUCACACCGGUAGUGAAUCCAUACUCAUAUGGCGCGCAGGGUUCCGACAGUCCAGAGGGCCAGGCAUUCAUCCUUGAGAUGCAGGCCACAUGGCGUGACUGGGUAACGGACGGGGCACAGGGUACGAAUAGCGCCCACGAGGCUCGUCCUCAUGUCUUGUUGAUAGGAGCUAUGGUGGCUUUACCCUGGUUAACGAUCGUCAUUUGCUAG
This is a messenger RNA of Suillus paluster, 1350 nucleotides long. RefSeq names its product Six-hairpin glycosidase-like protein. Bases 1 to 1350 code for a protein of 449 amino acids. Gene Ontology annotation, biological process: carbohydrate metabolic process. The record is from RefSeq and is a predicted model, not a curated record. The transcript is spliced from 5 exons. NCBI's taxonomy places the organism in Eukaryota, Fungi, Basidiomycota, Agaricomycetes, Boletales, Suillaceae.